UCGAAAGCUUUGAAAUUUCACUUCAGUUGCAUUAAGAUGGACGGCGGCGGAGCGUACGGUGGAGGAAAGGCAGGAGCGCCUUUUGAUCCUAUCGCAUUCAUUCAAAGGCCUCUAGUUAUUUUAAGGGCAGCAUGCUUGCUCUUUGCUAUAAUAGUAUUUGGGUGCAUAAGCAGCAAGGGAUACAUUACAAAAAAAGACAAAGAGGUGUGCCUCUACAAUGACGACAAUAAUGCCUGUAAUUAUGGCAUUGGAAUAGGUGUUUUAGCAUUUUUAGCUAGUAUUGGUUUCCUUGCUGGAGAAUAUCUGUUUGAACAAAUGUCCUCUGUUAAAACUCGAAAACAUUUUGUCCUUUUAGAUCUUGGUUUUUCGGGUUUCUGGGCAUUUUUAUAUUUUGUCGGCUUCUGUUACCUUACAAACGCUUGGAAUCAAUCUACAUCGCCAUCAAAUGGGUACGGUGUUAAUAAUGUACAAGGAGCUAUUGCAUUUUCAUUUUUUUCAAUUUUUACUUGGGCUGGCUGUGCCUGGUUUGCAUUUCAAAGAUUAAGACAAGGUAUACAAGAUGCAGCCUUUGCUCCAAGUUACGAAGCAGAUCCUGUAGGUGGAACAGGAUAUACAAGUUAUCCUGACGCUACGGAUGCUGCUUAUCAAGAACCACCAUUUGGUCAACAGCAGCGGGGAAUGGGGGAUUUUCAAGCUCCUGCUUAUUAAAUGUCAUCCAUAGUCAUUAUCGAAAUAUAUUUUCACAAGAUGCACAGCGAACUACCAACGAAGAAAAAUGGAUCAGAUUAAUCCAUCCUGAAAACAUACUGCUCUCUCUAGUUUGUUUUUCUCUGAGAAGAGAAGAACUUUAUUUGCUGAUAGAUCGCUGGGCAGCAUUAAUUGUAGAGUAAGUUUUCAUGGCAGAUGUAGAGGAAGCGUUAUUUGUUAAACUGUGCUUCUUAUUGUUGACCACUUGUAAGUUACACCUAUUCAUGCGCCCAAUGACACAAAGAAACAUUAGGUACAUCCAAAGUAUGCCAUCGAGUUUCUAGGCACGAAUUAUGAUGAACAUUCAUCAAUAACAGAAUUAAAUAUUAAAUCUUGUAAUGAAUAAAUAUAGUAAUUCCAUAAUGUCUAAGAAGUAGCACAUGCACAGGUUAUGUAUAUUUUAACAUUGUGACGUGUUCAUAGUAAACCCGGAUAUUAUUAAUGUGCAUUGUGAGACUUUAAUAAUGUGUAGGUGUGAUCUGAUGUUGGAAAGAAAGCUCAUGGUUUAUUAAAAUCAUAGAGAAAAAAGAAUAUAUACUGUACAGUAACUUAUUGUUUUUUUCAGUAUAUUUAUUUGCUAGUCAUUUGCAAUCUCUUAGUAUUACUUUUAUAAUAUUUAUGCAGUAUUUUUGUUGGCGAUUGUUCUUUAUCACCAGUUUACAAAUAUGAAGGUACUAAAUGUAUGAUAACUUAAAAACUGGUGUUCUGGAUUGCAAGUUUGAAAAGAAAAAAGUUUUUCUUUCAUAAAUUUCAAGAUUCAUAUUUAAUAUGAUUUUUUCUCAUAUUGUAUUUCAGUUAUAGAAGCUUUAAUAAAUAGUAUAUGCUUAUGAUAUAAUUACUCUAAUUUUUAUUUAAAAAUAUUUGAUUAUAACUAAUUAUAUUAUGUACUAAAUGUAAUUCUCCAAGAUAUUCCAACAUGUUUUCUAUUGAAAUUAAUUAUUUUAUUGAUUUUAUGGAAAAUAGCAAUUAUGAUUAUUGUCUCACCUAUUUUCUAGAACAAAAAACUAUUUAUUUAAAAGCCAAGAAUUUAUAUUUUAAAUGCAUUUUAAGAGUUCAUUUAAGAUUGCCAUAUUUAAUUCCUUUGAAUAGUGCAAUCUUAUCUAAAACAUUUUCAUUUAACAAAAAAUAAAUAUUAAAAUAUUCGAAAGUGUGUGUGUAUUUACAUAUGAAAGUUAAAUCUUAAUUACUUUUUGUAGAAAUGUUCACCUAUAUAAAUGUGAGUAGAAAUUCUAUAUCAAGUUGAAAACAUGUUACAGAGAACUACAGAUAAAUUAUUAACACAUAAAUGUAUUACCAUGCUCUCUUUCUUACUCUCCACACAGAGUCAUAAUAAAUAAAAAAGUAUUUCAUUAACAACAGUUCAGAUUAAAAAAAAAAUCUCGACAGAUUGUAGUGAGUAUUAUUGAAAUGUCUAUUAAAAAAAUGUAAAGGUAUAAAAAUGUCUGUGAAGAUAGUAUCAAUAACUAAAUAAUUAUUGUAUUCUACUUAAAUAUAAUGUAGUUACCUUGCAUUCGAGGCAAUACUUAAGACGAUGCGUCUGUGAAGAUCUCAGUGUUUAGAGACAACUGCUAUCUAAUCUAUGAUUUACUAUACAUAAAAAGUGGUUAGUAAUUAUUUUAUGUGAAUUAAAUGAUUUUGUUAAUGCUGGUGAUAGAUAUUUAUAAUCGAAUCGCUUCAUUGUGUUGUACAAAAGUUUCUUAGACUUAAGCACAAGAUCUACAUUUUCUUUUUAAGUAAUAUAAAAUGUGAAUAUACUUCACUAUUCUAUCUCAAUAAGCAAGAAGGGAACAACCGAAAAUAUUGAUUUCCUUUUUGUUGAAACAUAUCCGUUAUAUAUUUAUGAUGAUUAUAUUGAUUAUUAAGUAGUUUAAUAUUAAUUGUAUAUUCCAUAUGAUUAUUUUGAAAUUAUACUUUAGUAUUUUUUAGAAUUAUUCAUUUAAGAAUUGCAAAAUAUUAUUUUCCUGUCAAUUUUGGGUAUUUAGACGUGCAAAGUUUUCCUGCAAGGUGUAUAGACUAUAAGUUAAUAGAUCUGUUUUAAUAAUUCGGGCUAUAUGUAACAAUUAUGGUUAAACAAUGUACUGUUUUGUAUUGUGCUACAUAUUGAAAGAAUAUUGAUAGCUAUAUACAAACCAUGUCAUUAUAAUUAGUAAUAAAUGUAAAUUACACUCAA
Messenger RNA from Polistes canadensis, 2917 nucleotides. It is a transcript of the gene Syngr, whose product is annotated as synaptogyrin-1. The coding region runs from base 37 to 708 and encodes 223 amino acids. The record is from RefSeq and is a predicted model, not a curated record. Lineage: Eukaryota; Metazoa; Arthropoda; Insecta; Hymenoptera; Vespidae. Gene Ontology annotation, cellular component: neuromuscular junction; synaptic vesicle membrane. The transcript is spliced from 5 exons.